Messenger RNA from Lottia gigantea (owl limpet), 1540 nucleotides. RefSeq lists its product as hypothetical. Gene Ontology annotation, molecular function: protein binding; zinc ion binding. The transcript is spliced from 10 exons. The record is from RefSeq and is a predicted model, not a curated record. Gene Ontology annotation, biological process: regulation of DNA-templated transcription. Lineage: Eukaryota; Metazoa; Mollusca; Gastropoda; Lottiidae. The coding region runs from base 26 to 1540 and encodes 504 amino acids. Gene Ontology annotation, cellular component: nucleus.
UUCUAGUAGAAACUUUAAAGUUGGUAUGAAAUUAGAAGGUAUUGAUCCUAAACAUCAGAGUUUAUAUUGUGUUUUAACUGUAGCAGAAAUUCAGGGUUACAGAAUACGCCUUCAUUUUGAUGGAUAUUCUGAAUGUUAUGAUUUCUGGAGUAAUGCAGAUUCUCCGUUCGUUUUUCCUGUUGGUUGGUGUGAGAAAAAUGGAAAAACAUUAGAACCACCUAAAGGUUUAUCACAGAAUGAAGGUUUUAAUUGGCCUAAUUAUUUAAGGAAUACUAAGAGUGCUGCAGCUCCAAAAUGUUUAUUUGUUAGUCAGCCUGCUACAUCGGUGACACCUACAGCAUUUAGAGUUGGUAUGAAAUUAGAAGCAGUAGAUAAGAAGAAUACCUAUUUAAUAUGUGUAGCUACUGUUGCUGAUACUCUAGGAGAUAAAAUAUUAAUACAUUUUGAUGGAUGGGAGAACAAUUAUGAUUAUUGGUGUGAUAUCAAUUCACCAUGUAUCCAUCCUGUAGGUUGGUGUCAAGAAAAUGGACAUACCUUAUCUCCUCCUUAUUGGAAGGAGUCUGAAACAUUUUGUUGGGAAACCUAUCUUACUGAUAAUAAAUCUUCAGCAGUACCUGCCAGAGCUUUUAAACCUAGACCCCCAUAUUAUUUUGAGAAAGAUAUGGUAUUAGAGGUUGUGGAUCCUAGAAAUCCUAUUUUAAUCCGAGCAGCAAGGAUAGUAGAUGUGGAUAGCAAUAGAAUUAAGAUACAUUUUGAAGGCUGGUCUAGUGAAUAUGAUUUUUGGGAAGAUGAUGACUCAAUGGAUAUUCAUCCUCCAAAUUGGUGUGUUCGUACCUCACAUUGGCUACAACCACCACUAUCUCCAAGUGAUUUAGUGACAGACUCCAAUCAAACGGGUUGUCCUACACCAGGUUGUAAAGGUAUUGGUCAUAUAAAAGGUGCUAAAUUUACAGGUCAUCACAGUUCUUUUGGAUGUCCAUAUUCAACAAUGAAUUUAAAUAAAGAAACACCACUGUUAGAUAGAUUGGGUUCAACCAGAUCAGAGGAAGGCUCUUUAACGCCAAAUAAAUCUAAAACAGAUUCAGUUUCUAAUUCUCCUGAAGGAUUGAAGCCACUUAAUAUUGAUGAUAGAAGAUUUAAGAAAUUUAGAGAUGAGAAAUCGUCGGAGCAGAGUGCAACAGCUUCAUCUGCAGGCGAUUUGUAUACAGGAAUACAUCAAUCAGUGUUUCAAACAUCAUCUAUACCCAAUCCAACAAAUGAUUUACCAUUAUGUUGGGAACAACAUAGUAAACUUUUACCAGGAGUUGACAAAUUACAGACACAAGAUGUCAGUAAAUGGACUAUCAAUGAAGUGGCUAAUUUUAUACAUACCUUACCUGGAUGUGAAAGUCAUGGCAACAAAUUUGUGGAUGAGCAAAUUGAUGGCGAAGCAUUUUUAUUGUUAAAUCAAUCAGACAUUGUGAAAAUAUUAAACAUUAAACUUGGACCAGCAUUAAAAAUAUUUAACAGUAUUCUUAUAUUUAAAAAUGUUGAAACUUGA